Molecule: messenger RNA, 1062 nt
Organism: Neurospora hispaniola
Lineage: Eukaryota; Fungi; Ascomycota; Sordariomycetes; Sordariales; Sordariaceae
Exons: 1
Coding region: 1-1062 (353 amino acids)
Source: RefSeq, a predicted model, not a curated record
AUGGACUACAUCCCCUUCCUCUCGGGGGGCGUCUCCUUCAACCCCCGCACCGACAUCCCCUCUUCUGCUCUCCAUGGCAAAACCAUUCUCGUGACAGGCGGCAACGCCGGCCUCGGCAAGCAAUCCAUCCUCGAAUUCGUCCGCCAGCCCGCCGCCUCUCUCCCCUCGCGCAUCUGGCUCUGCUCCCGCUCCCUCGAGCGCGCCCAAUCCGCCAUCGACGACAUCUCCGCCGCCGUCCAGUCCUCCGGCGUCAAUCCCGACUUCGACGCCUCUUCCAUCAUCAAGCCCCUCGACCUCGACCUCACCUCCUUCGACUCCAUCAAAUCCGCGGCCCGGACCGUCCUCGCCGAAAGCGACCGACUCGACAUCCUCAUGCUCAACGCCGGCAUCAUGGCCGCCGCCACCGGCGUCACCGCCGAAGGCUACGAGAUCCAGUUCGGUACCAACCACGUCGGCCACGCCUUGCUCACCAAGCUCUUGCUUCCUCUCCUGCUCAAAACCGCCCGCAGCGCCAAAGGUAAUGACCUCCCCCAGCCGGCGGACGGCACCCCUACCGCACCUCCGGACGUCCGCGUUGUUGUCUUGUCUUCUGAAGGCCAUCGUCUUCCGCCUCUUUUGGGCAUCAACUUCGCGACUUUGAAAUCCAACCAAUCCUCCAUCUUGACGUGGCAGCGCUACGGCCAAUCCAAACUCGCCAACAUCUUGUUUGGCAAACAGCUUGCUGCGCAUUAUCCGGAGGAGCUGACGGUGGUGGCGCUGCAUCCCGGCGCGGUCAACACGCAGCUUUUCCACCCGUUCCGCAAUAGUGGGUGGAUCGGGUGGGCGGUCACGGGGUUCCUCAAAUUCUUUUUGAGCACGGUGGAGGAUGGAGCGAAGAAUCAGGUUUGGGCGGCGACGGCGCCGAGAGAGCAGGUGCAAAGUGAUGGGAAAGGCAAGUGUGCGUAUUUCCUGCCGGUGGGGAAGAGGGUGGGAGAAAGUGGAUGGGCGAAGGAUGAGGAGUUGGCGAGCAAGUUGUGGCAGUGGACGGAGGGGGAGUUGGAGGGGCAGGAGGUCGAUGCUUGA